This is a messenger RNA of Erinaceus europaeus (western European hedgehog), 1831 nucleotides long. RefSeq names its product EP300 interacting inhibitor of differentiation 3 (gene EID3). Gene Ontology annotation, biological process: DNA repair. The record is from RefSeq and is a predicted model, not a curated record. Lineage: Eukaryota; Metazoa; Chordata; Mammalia; Eulipotyphla; Erinaceidae. Gene Ontology annotation, cellular component: Smc5-Smc6 complex; nucleus. The coding region runs from base 62 to 1561 and encodes 499 amino acids. The transcript has a single exon.
UCUGGGGGGCUGCUCUGCGGAUGGGGGGGCGAGGGGGAGGCCCUUGCUGCCUCCUGUGCGCAUGUGCGGCUCCCAGUCUCUACCUGACUGUUCGCUGUUCUGCCCGCGGGUUGUCAGCCCAGCGCCCCUGGUCUCUCAUCGCCCUUCUCCGCUCCGCUCCGCUCCUGUCGAUCGCACCAUGUCGGAAGGGAAUGAGCCCCCGAGGGGAGGCCCGAAGGAGCCGGAGCUGCUGGUGCUCCCUUGUGAUCGGGCCAUGUCCGAAGGGAACGAGCCCCCAGGGGGAGGCCCGAAGGAGCCGGAGUUGCUUGAGCCCCCGGGCACCGAGGGCGACAGGGCCCGGGACAGGGAAGGGUCUGAACAGAAAGACGCCCCGCGGCCGGGCCCGAAGGAGCUGGGGCUGCGGCUGCUGCUCCCCGAGCGGGAGCGGGAGCGGGAGCGGCCCGAGCGCAAGGAGCUCCCGCGGCCGGGCCCGAAGGAGCUGGAGCUGCUGGUGCCCGCGGCCUGCCUGGCGCGCGUGCUGAAGCAGGUGGAGGAGGAGGACGUGCCGCUCAAGGGGAUGCCGGGGCUCCCGGGCUUCUCGGGCGGCUCGGGCCUCCUCACUCUGGAGGAGGCCCUGAACCUGGGCGAUGCCGACCUCGCCCACCUGCUGGGGCUGGCGGACGACGAGGAGAAGUGCCGGCAGAUCCGCAAGCAGUACCGGCAGCUCAUCCACAACGUCCAGCAGAACCGCGAGGACAUCGUGAACACGGCCAGCGACUCGCUGACCGAGGCCCUGGAGGAGGCCAACGCCCUCUUUGACACGGUGAGCCGCACUCGGGAGGCCGCUCUCGAUGCCCAGUUUCUCGUUCUGGCUUCCGACCUGGGAAAAGAAAAGGCAAAGCAGCUCAACUCGGACAUGAGCUUUUUUAACCAGGUGGCUUUCUGCGACUUUCUGCUGCUCUUCGUGGGUCUGAACUGGCUAGAAGCCGACCGGGAGGCGCUGACCGACUGCGACGACAACAUGGCUCGCUCCUUCUGGGAGACUGUGCACAAAGAAGCCACCUGCUGGAUCCUGCAAGCCGACACCUUCCAUUUCAUGUUUAGUUCAUUCAAGACGGACUCCUCUGCACCCAAGCGCCGAGUGGAGUACAAGAGGAAGGCUCCCAAGAUGGAAGAAAGCGGGGAUAUGCCUACAAAGCUGAGGCGGAUGGACCUGACUUGCAAUCAAGAAGCGACCGAAAAAGAAGUAGAGAGAAUCCUGGGGCUGUUGCAAACAUAUUUCCGAAAGUACCCAGACACUCCCGUGUCCUAUUUUGAGUUUGUGAUUGAUCCAACCUCUUUUUCUCGUACGGUGGAGAACAUAUUCUAUGUUUCUUUCAUUAUAAGGGAUGGUUUUGCAAGAAUAAGGCUUGACCAAGACAGGCUGCCUAUAUUAGAACCCAUUGACAUUGACCAAAUGGGUGAGGGCAGUGAUUUCAGUUUCCAUAGCCGUAAGCAGGGAAUUAUAUCGUUGAGCUUACAGGACUGGAAAAAUAUCGUGGCCACCUUUGAAAUUUCAGAGGCCAUGAUCAAAAAAUACUGAUCAUACUAAAGUUUUUCGUUCUUAGUACAGGAUGUAUCUUGUAGUAUUUUCCAAAAGUUCUCAAAGUGAAGAAUAAAAAUUCAGAAGCACAUAUUGUAUCUUUUGUAAAGUGAAAAAGUAUUUUUGAGAACUUCAGAAAUUGUUUUACUGUGCAGUGUAUUUUUCUUGCUGGUUUAUAAGGUUGUUGUAGUGUGAUUAAAAAAACACAAGUCACUAAUAAAGUCAGUUUUGAAUUUCAUUAAAGGUAUUUGAUAAUUUGCAGAAACAUCA